Drosophila persimilis is the source of this 5457-nucleotide messenger RNA. Its product is annotated as homeobox protein prospero. Gene Ontology annotation, biological process: regulation of transcription by RNA polymerase II. Gene Ontology annotation, cellular component: nucleus. Bases 56 to 5443 code for a protein of 1795 amino acids. Gene Ontology annotation, molecular function: DNA-binding transcription factor activity, RNA polymerase II-specific; RNA polymerase II cis-regulatory region sequence-specific DNA binding. The transcript has 2 exons. NCBI's taxonomy places the organism in Eukaryota, Metazoa, Arthropoda, Insecta, Diptera, Drosophilidae. The record is from RefSeq and is a predicted model, not a curated record.
GACAGAGAGCUGAGUGGCAAGAGAGAGAGCUGCUGCUGCUGUUUGGCAUCAUCUUAUGAUGUCAUCAGAGGAGUACGACGCGGACUGUUUUGGUUUGUACAGCGAUGAGAGCACCGUGCUGCUGAAGGCGGUCGUGGAGGCGCAACCACCACACUCAAGCAGCAACGGGCACACGACACCAAUACAGGCACAGCUACAGGCACAGAUAAACGGCGACGGCGGCAGCACGGCGAAUUCCGGCGAGAGCAAGCACGGCGAACAGCAGAAGGAACAGCAACAGAAAGAGAAAGAGCCGAACGACUGCGACUCGGACGACUCGGACGACGUCGUGGUCGUGCUCGAAGGCUGCGAAGGCAGCAGCAGCAAUAGCAACAGCAGCAGCGGAAAAGCCAGCGCCGCGAAGGCGAACAGCAAUAGUCGGAGCAGUCGGAACCAUCGCAGCCCGCGCACCAGUCGGCAAAUCAUUCAUUCUUCGGCCGUCGGCAAGACAACAACGUGCGCGGCUAAAAAAAUACUUGUGCCAGCGACAGCAACAGCGACAGCGACAGCCACUUCGAAGAGUUCGAAUUCAAGCGCGACCGUCGUGCCCUUACCCAUACCCGUGCCCGUAUCCGGUAGUAGUGCUAGUGCUAACAAAGUGAAUCGUCGUUCGCGCCAUAGAUCCUUGAGCAAAGACAACCAAAACCUAAACCAAAGCCAAAACCAACAACAGACCACAAGCAGCAUUUGCAAUAGCAACAAUCAUAACAGCAACAGCAACGGCAACAACGGUUGCAACAACGGCGGCACAACGGCAACCGCUGCUGGCUUCAUGAGUAGCGCUGCUGCGGCCGCUGCGGGUGCCGCUGGUGGAGCCCUGUUCCAACCCCAACCACAGGCCAGCACGGCCAACACGAGCCCCACGCUCAGUCUCAAUCCCUCGAGCCACCAGACCGCCGCAGUCGGCGGGGGCCAACAGUCGCCGGUAGCCAGCAGCAAUUCGCCCGGUUCCGGAUCCGUGUCGGGCUCGGGCUCCGGCUCCGCCUCGUCACUGCUGACGGCUGCCUUCGGCAACCUGUUCGGUGGCUCAUCGGCCAAGAUGCUGAACGAGCUCUUCGGACGACAGAUGAAACAGGCCCAGGACGCCACCAGCGGCCUGCCCCAGAGCCUGGACAACGCGAUGCUGGCGGCCGCCAUGGAGACGGCCACCAGUGCAGAGCUCCUGAGCGCCGCUGGCCUGGUCGGCAGCCACCUGAAUGCCACCUCCAAUGCCACGUCAAAGCUGCUGCUGCACAACAACAACAGCCUGCCGGGGAGCAACAGCACGCCGCUGAGCAACGGCCUGAAUGCCUCGAUCUCGCCGGGAUCGGCCCACAGUUCGAGUCACUCGCACCAUGCCACCUCCUCGCCGAAGGGCGGCAGCAGUCGUCGGGUGUCGGCCUGCAGCGAUCGCUCCCUGGAUGGGGCGGCCUCCGCGGCAGCCUCUGCCGCCGAUGUGGCAGGGGGAUCCCCGCCACGGGCCGCCUCGGUGAGUUCGCUCAACGGCGGCGCCAGCAGCGGCGAUCAGCAGCUGCAGCACGACCUGGUGGCCCAUCACAUGCUGCGCAACAUUCUGCAGGGCAAGAAGGAGCUCAUGCAGCUCGACCAGGAGCUGCGCACCGCCAUGCAGCAGCAGCAGAUGCAGCAGCAGGAGAAGGAGCAGCAGCAGCAGCAGCUCCACUCGAAGCUCAACAACAACACCAACGCCAGCAACAACAAUAACCACAACAACAACAACAACAGCGUGGCAGCCACGAACAACAACAACAACAUGGAGAGCAUCAACCUGAUCGAGGACACGGAGAUGGCGGACAUCAAGAUCAAGAGCGAGCCCCAGACAGUGCCCCAGCCGCAGCAGUCGCCGCACGGCAGCAGCCACAGCAGUCGCAGCGGCAGCGGCAGUGGCAGCCACAGCAGCAGCCACAGCCUGGCCAGCGACGGGAGCCUGCGCCGCAAGUCCUCGGACUCGAUGGACAGUUCGGGGGCCCGCGAGGAGGCGGACGGCGAUGGCGACGAUGAGACGGCGGUCAGGGCGAGCAGCGCCGUAGACGAGCAGCAGCAGCAGCAGCAGCUGGCCACCAAGAAGGAGUCCGUCGAGGACAUGCUCGACGAGGCGGAGCUGCUGGGCAUGCACUCGACACGCGGCUCGGACCUGGAGUCGCUGGCCUCGCCCUCGCACUCGGACAUGAUGCUGCUGGACAACAGCAAGGACGAUGUGCUGGACGACGACGAGGACGACGACUGUGUGGAGCAGAAGCGCGACCAGGGCUGCCUCAAGAAGCCCGGCAUGGAGCUGAAGCGGGCGCGCGUGGAGAACAUUGUGUCGGGCAUGCGGUGCAGCCCCUCCUCGAUCGUCCAGGCGGGCCAGCUGCAGGUGAACGGCUGCAAGAAGCGGAAGCUCUACCAGCCGCAGCAGCACGCCAUGGAGCGCUAUGUGGCAGCCGCCGCAGGCCUCAACUUCGGCCUCAAUCUGCAGAGCAUGAUGCUCGACCAGGACGACAGCGAGCAGUCGAACGAGCUGGAGUCGCCGCAGAUCCAGCAGAAGCGCGUCGAGAAGAACGCCCUCAAGUCGCAGCUGCGCUCGAUGCAGGAGCAGCUGGCCGAGAUGCAGCAGAAGUACGUGCAGCUGUGCACCCGCAUGGAGCAGGAGUCCGAGUGCCAGGAGCUGGACAACGACCAGGACCCCGAUCCCGAGCAGGACCUGGACCCCGAACAGGAGCAGGAGCAGGAGCCAGAGCAGGACAACGGCAGCAGCGACAACAUUGAGCUGUCGCCCUCCCCCACGCUCACGGGCGGCGACAUCAGUCCCGCCCACAAGGAGGAGGCCGGCGGCCAGGAGCGGCCGGGCUCCAGCUCCCCGAAGCCCAAGACGGCGCUGAGCGAGACCGGGGCCCCCAACAGCACCAACAUGCUCUCCCAGAUGAUGUCCAAGAUGAUGUCCAGCAAGCUGCACAACCCCCUGGUGGGGCAUCCGGCCCUGCCGCAGGGCUUCCCCCCGCUGCUGCAGCACAUGGGCGACAUGUCGCAUGCGGCGGCCAUGUACCAGCAGUUCUUCUUCGAGCAGGAGGCACGCAUGGCCAAGGAGGCGGCCGAGCAGCAGCAGCAGCAACAGCAGCAACAGCAGCACCAGCAACAGCAGCAGGAGCAGCAGCGACGCUUCGAGCAGGAGCAGCAGGAGCAACGCCGCAAGGAGGUGCAAGAGCAACAGCAGCAAAUCCAGCGCCAGCAGCAGCAUCUGCAGCAGCUGCAGCAACAGCAAAUGGAACAGCAGCAGCAGCAGCAGCAACAUGUGGCCACGGCGCCGAGACCCCCACAGAUGCACCACCCGGCGCCGGCGAGACUGCCCACGCGACUGGGCGGAGCAGCCGCCGCCCACAGCGCCCUCAAGUCGGAGCUGUCGGAGAAAUUCCAGAUGCUGCGCAACAGCAACAACAGCUCGAUGAUGCGCAUGUCCGGCACGGACCUCGAGGGGCUGGCGGACGUCCUGAAGUCGGAGAUAACCACCUCGCUGUCGGCACUGGUGGACACGAUCGUGACGCGGUUCGUCCACCAGCGGAGGCUGUUCAGCAAGCAGGCGGACUCGGUGACAGCCGCCGCCGAGCAGCUCAACAAGGACCUGCUGCUGGCAUCGCAGAUACUCGACCGCAAGUCGCCGCGCACCAAAGUGGCGGACAGAGGAGGACCCGGAGCCCAGAACGGCCCCACGCCGACCACACAAUCAGGUAAUAAUGGUUCACUACUCCUAGCCCCUAGUCAAAUGCCCCCCCAACCGCCGCCAGCGGUGGUCGUGGCCAAUGCCCAGCAGCAGCAGCAGCAGCAACAGCAGCAGCAGCAGCAGAACGUGCAGCAGCAGCAGCAGAAUGUGCCACAGCAGCAGCAGCAGCAGGCACCGCAACAGAAUCCCCAGCAGCAACAGCAGCCGCCGAAUGUGCAGCAUCUCCAUGCCAUGCCCCCCAAUUGCCAGCAGCUGAUAGCCGCCCCCCGCCUCAAUGGCAACCAGCUGUCGUUCGCCUCCCCAGCGGCUGCUGCAGCCGCGGCGAUGGGUCUGCAGAUGCACCACGCGGCCGCAGCGGCAGCCAUGUCCGCCCAACAGCAACAGCAGCAGCAGCAACAGCAACAGCAACAGAACGUGCAACAGCAGCAGCAGGCGGGGGAUAGCAAUACUAACCAGAGCCAAGCGAAUCCGACUAACAACAGUAGCUUAAGUACCCUUAAUAUACCACCUCCUCACAUUCGUCCUUUGCCCACAGCGGCUGCCAUGUUCCAGGCGCCCAAGACGCCGCAGGGCAUGAAUCCGGUGGCCGCCGCCGCGCUCUACAACUCGAUGACCGGACCCUUCUGCCUGCCACCCGAUCAGCAGCAGCAACAGCAGCAGCAGGCCGCCCAGCAGGCGCAACAGCAACAGCAGAGCGUCCAACAGCAGCAGCAGCAGAGCGCCCAGCAGACGCAGCAGCAGCUCGAGCAGAACGAGGCCCUGAGUCUGGUGGUGACGCCCAAGAAGAAGCGCCACAAGGUGACCGACACGCGCAUCACCCCGCGCACCGUCAGCCGCAUCCUGGCCCAAGACGGCGUCGUCCCGCCCAACCCCAACGGACAACAGAACGCCACUCCCCUGCAACAGCAACAGCAGCAGCAGCAACAGCAGUCGAACGGAGGAGGCAACAGCAAUGCCACGCCCGCCCAGAGCCCCACGGGCAGGAGUCAGAGCGUGGGAGGAGGAGGCGGAGGAGGUGGAGCAGGAGCGUACCAUCCGCAGCCGCCGCCACCACCGCCGCCCAUGAUGCCAGUGUCCUUGCCCACAUCGGUGGCCAUUCCCAAUCCCUCGCUGCACGAGUCCAAGGUCUUCUCGCCCUACAGUCCCUUCUUCAAUCCGCACGCGGGCGGGCAGCCGACAGCCGCCCAGAUGCACCAGCACCACCACCAGCACCAGCACCAGAUGCAGCUCUCCUCGAGUCCGCCCGGCAGCCUGGGGGCGCUGAUGGACUCGCGCGACUCCCCGCCGCUGCCCCAUCCGCCGUCGAUGCUGCAUCCCGCCCUCCUAGCCGCCGCCCACCACGGCGGAUCGCCCGACUACAAGACCUGCCUGCGGGCCGUCAUGGACGCCCAGGAUCGCCAGUCCGAGUGCAACUCGGCGGACAUGUCCUUCGACGGCAUGCAGCCUACUAUAUCCUUUUUCAAACAGCAACAAGAGCAGCUCGAGCAGCAUUCCCUCCAGUCCAUGCUGAUGGUCAACAGCAAGCAUUGCGAAUCCUUGACUCCCCUGCACUCUUCUACAUUGACACCGAUGCACCUGCGCAAGGCCAAACUGAUGUUCUUCUGGGUCCGCUAUCCGAGCUCCGCGGUCCUCAAGAUGUACUUCCCGGACAUCAAGUUCAACAAGAACAACACAGCACAAUUGGUGAAAUGGUUCUCGAAUUUCCGGUAAGUAAACGGCCCCCC